Molecule: messenger RNA, 2043 nt
Organism: Corythoichthys intestinalis (scribbled pipefish)
Lineage: Eukaryota; Metazoa; Chordata; Actinopteri; Syngnathiformes; Syngnathidae
Gene: ropn1l
Product: rhophilin associated tail protein 1-like
Exons: 6
Coding region: 156-830 (224 amino acids)
Source: RefSeq, a predicted model, not a curated record
AAGCUGACGACCUGUUCAGCUUGCCCCGUCGCUUGGCAACCAUGCUAGAAAUGGCCGGUUGAUGUAGCAAAAAGGAAAGAAAAACCUCUUUACGCCGAACAUUUAUAAACGUUUUGUUUUCUUGUCAAUAAUUCCAGCUCAACUACAAACAAGCCAUGCCUCCUCCGGAGACGAUGUUCUGUUCCCAGCAAAUCAACAUCCCGGCGGGACUUCCUGAAGUUCUCAAGAAUUUCACGAAAGCAGCCAUCCGAACUCAGCCCAAAGACCUGUUGGUGUGGUCUGCAGCCUACUUUGAGGCAUUGGCUAAAGGAGAGACUCUGCCAGUAAAGGAUAGGCUGGAGUUGAAUUUUGGCAACCAGAAUAAAGAUGCCUUGCUGACUCCAGGCCUGUUAAAGACCCUUCACAAACAGCUGUCUACUGCAGAAACAUGUGGCAGGGAGGAAUUGCAGGACAAGUGGAAGGCUUUGUGUCUGCCCAUGGACCAGCUGGAGGACAUGUUGAUUCUGGGCAACUUCAGCAUGGAGAUCAGUUGGAUGGAAUUUUUCGCAUUGGGCUGCAGUGCUUUGGGAGAUUCUCUCAAGACCUCCCUCAAGGUCGCCUGCGAGAUCCUGACUGAGGAUGAGGAAGGGGGUGCCGCAAAGAUCCCCUUUGAGAUAUUUUCAUUGCUAUGCACCUACCUGGCUAACUUGGACCCGGAUAUGCCGAAGGGACACGUCGAUGGCUUCCUCAAAAGCCUGGAGCCACAAGUGAAAGUGCAGCACGGAAUGAUCAAACCUCUUGACUUCAUCCAUCGGGAGGAUAUACAGCCGCCCAGUGACGCAUCGGUCUAAAAUUGAGCAGAACAUGACAUGAGUGUAAUAUGGAAACGCCUCACGCCAUAUGCUGAAUGCCAUUCAGUUAAACAAAAACAAAGAAGAAUAAGUAUCUGAAAGACCAGAGGGACACCACUGCUAUAAUUAGUAGUUGCCAGUCAAGCACAAGCCCUCUAAUCUUAUUGGACAUGACAUCAUGGCAUGAGAAGAUGCUCGAUUAAUCACUGGGACUACACUCAAGCUCACUUAUUUGACAAUUAAAUACUAAUAUCCAUGAAUUUAAUAUCUCUAUUGAGCUGUUGAUAUGGAUGUUAAACUUUUGUUUUUGUACGUCUGCAAUAAUGUUCUGCAUAUUGAUAUUUCAUCCAGCUUCAGGAAGACGCUAACGAUAAAUUAAGCUACAGGUAUAUGUAAUGGCUAUAUCUGAAAAUUGCUUUGACACACGACCAAACAUUAUGAAAUAAUAAGGUAAUUAAGUGUCAUUGUCGGCUGAUUAAAAUGGCUUCAUUACUGUCUGGAUUACUGCCAGUGGACCAUUAGAUAUGUCCUUGUUUAGUUAGCAGCUAAAUUGAAUUAAACAUACUUAGCUUGUCAAUUGGCCUUGCUGUCAGCUAUGAGAAAAAAAGGGAUAGCUUCUCAUGAAUAUUGAAAUCAUCUGCGUCUUAGCCUUUUACCCCAAGAGGGCAAAACAACAACGGAAUUAGUGCUGCAACGACUAAUCGAUUAGCUCGAGUAAUUCAAUUAGAAAGUUUCUAAUCAAAUUUUGCUGCUUCGAGUAUUCGUUUUUAUUAGAGUGGUGUUGUAAUGGUUUGUUUUGAAAGUGUUUGCGUUUAGUUAUAUUGAUUUGGGUGCCCUCUAGUGGCAAUAUCGGAGAUUUGUGCUGGACUGUGAGCAGGUGUGUUUUUAUCACAGCAUCAGUGACUGACAUAACUUAUUGAACUUGGCUGAGUCCAGCUGCUCCUUGUUAAAACCAACAUAAAGUAUUUGUUAGCGUUAGCAUAUAUUAGCAUUUAAGCUAGCGUACUUUUGAUGUGCAAGUUAGCCAAUUGUUCUCUUGUACUUAGAUCCUUGGUUUUUUUUUUUUUUUUGAAAGUUUGCAUUUAGUUUUAUUGAUUUGUGUACCCUGUAGUGGCAACAGUAAAUAACAUAACUGACUUGACUUGGCUGAAUCCAGCUGCUUCCUGUUAAGACCAACGUAAGGUAAGUUUUUGUUUGAGCUAAAAAAUUUUUU